Messenger RNA from Ipomoea nil (Japanese morning glory), 851 nucleotides. Its product is annotated as homeobox-leucine zipper protein HOX4-like. Gene Ontology annotation, cellular component: nucleus. Gene Ontology annotation, molecular function: sequence-specific DNA binding; DNA-binding transcription factor activity. NCBI's taxonomy places the organism in Eukaryota, Viridiplantae, Streptophyta, Magnoliopsida, Solanales, Convolvulaceae. Gene Ontology annotation, biological process: positive regulation of DNA-templated transcription. The record is from RefSeq and is a predicted model, not a curated record.
AUGGCAAGAAGAAGGCGGCGGCGGUUGAGUGUGGACCAAGUGAAGGCUUUGGAGAAGAAUUUUGAGGUGGAGAACAAGCUGGAGCCGGAGAGGAAGGUGAAGUUGGCCCAGAGACAGGUGGCGGUGUGGUUCCAGAACCGCCGCGCACGGUGGAAGACCAAACAGCUGGAGAGAGACUACGGCGUGCUCAAAGCCAACUAUGAAACUCUGCAGCUUGACAAGGAAUCACUCCUCAAACAAAUUUGCGACCUGAAAGCAAAACUAAACGGAGAAAUGAAGGAGGAGGGAAUGGAGUCGGAGGGCAAGGAUGCAAAGCCAAACUCCGAUGAAAUAGAGCUGAAGGCGAAUUUCAAAGACGGGUCAUCGGACAGCGAUUCCAGCGUGAUCCUGAACGAGGAAACCAGCAGCUACCACUCCUCGGAGGCGUUCUUGAUAUCCCACGAACCCUUCCCGGACUGCUUCAAAUUGUCGGAGCAUUUUAUGCUGGCGACGGCCGUUUUCGCCGACGCCGCCGUCCAUAAGCUGGCGUAUCCGCCCCUACAGCUCGUGAAAAUUGAGGAACAGUUAAGCAGCGAGGAAUCAUGCAGUACUCUGUUCUCCGACGAACAAGCUCCUACCCUCCCUGAGCCUGAUCCUGAGAGCUGGAAUAACUGGAAAGAAGAUGAACAAUAAAAGAAACAAAACAAUGAAACGCCGUUUAGUUUCUUGAAACUCCGACGUGGCGCCGGCCGGGUGGAAUUUUUGUAUAGUAAUGUUAAGACUUAAGAUUAGUCUCUGUAUUGUAGAAAACGAAGAUGUUUCGCAUCUUGGCAUAAGAUUCAAGAAAUCUGAAGAGCUGAAAAAUAAAAAUU